This is a messenger RNA of Paramecium sonneborni, 258 nucleotides long. The record is from the annotation of a GenBank genome assembly. NCBI's taxonomy places the organism in Eukaryota, Ciliophora, Oligohymenophorea, Peniculida, Parameciidae.
AAAUUGAAUAUAUUGUUAGAAUAUAUGAUGAAAAAGCCAAUUUGUAUGAUUAAAUGGGGGAUGAGAUAUUUUGGUUGGAAUUUUUACUAUGAUGAAAGAAUUAAAGCAGUUCUAAAGGUUAAUAUACUACUCCAUACAAUUAAGAAGAUAUUAUUCAUGAUUUCAAUGAUUUCUUAUAUCCUGAAAUUAUUAUACUAUACCUAGAUUUUCAACUACAUAAACAUUUCGUUCAAUAAUUCUUAUUUAAAUGAUAAAUGA